GAGCCCAAACUUUUGAACUGUAGAUUUUUAAAUGAAUUAGGAGGUUUAAAUUCUACGCGGUGAUCAGCAGUGGUUAAAAAUACAAAAUCUUCCAAAUCUUUCCACACUGUGAGCCCUGUCAAUCAUUAGAGAAGAUAAGAGUCUGAGUUUUGUAAGAGAGAAAGGAACGAAUGCUCAGUGAAAUGGGGGAUGAGGGACAGAGACCAAAACAUUUUGUAACUUGAUUGCAUCAUGAUCACUCAGUCUGUCCCUUCAGUUAAACUCUACUGAACUCUCCUCUGUCAUAGUCUGUUUCUCUGUCUCUCUAGCUGGCUUUGAGGAACGCUUUGAGAUACUUUCCUCCAAAUCUGCAUGCGACUCUGGCUACAGAGUUUGCGCAGGAGCUCAGACAGUAUGGACACAUUUACAUGUACCGCUUCUGUCCUACACUACGUAUGAGAGCCUAUCCUAUUGAUCAGUACCCAUGCAGAACAAGACAAGCUGCUUCCAUCAUGCUUAUGAUAAUGAACAACCUGGAUCCUGCUGUAGCACAGUUCCCACAAGAGCUUGUCACAUAUGGAGGAAACGGACAGGUGUUCAGCAACUGGGCGCAGUUCUGGUUGGUAUUUCACUAUCUGAGCACCAUGACUGAAGAGCAGACCCUUGUGAUGUACAGUGGUCAUCCAUUGGGUCUUUUUCCCAGCCUCCCUUCUUCUCCACGCUGUGUAAUCACAAACGGCAUGGUCAUUCCAAACUAUUCUUCCAGAGAGGAAUAUGAGAAGAUGUUUGCUAUGGGCAUUACAAUGUGAGAUUUCACCAAUACCUAUUACCUAGUCUCUUUUAGAAAAUAUGCAUAUGUACACUACUAUUCUAGUUUACCAGUUUGAGGUUGGUGAGAUUUUUUUUUAACCCUUGUGCGCUCCUCAUUUGGGAGUCAC
Sinocyclocheilus anshuiensis is the source of this 917-nucleotide messenger RNA. RefSeq names its product urocanate hydratase-like. Gene Ontology annotation, molecular function: urocanate hydratase activity. The transcript has 5 exons. The coding region runs from base 408 to 788 and encodes 126 amino acids. NCBI's taxonomy places the organism in Eukaryota, Metazoa, Chordata, Actinopteri, Cypriniformes, Cyprinidae. Gene Ontology annotation, biological process: L-histidine catabolic process. The record is from RefSeq and is a predicted model, not a curated record.